Molecule: messenger RNA, 2633 nt
Organism: Larimichthys crocea (large yellow croaker)
Lineage: Eukaryota; Metazoa; Chordata; Actinopteri; Sciaenidae
Gene: syngr2b
Product: synaptogyrin 2b
Exons: 4
Coding region: 177-923 (248 amino acids)
Cellular component (GO): neuromuscular junction; synaptic vesicle membrane
Source: RefSeq, a predicted model, not a curated record
CGCAGCUCCUCUGGGUGGCUCUCGCGUCUCCGUCGAGUAAAAGCAGCAGCACGGUGUGGGCUGGAAACAGUCUAGGUUUAGAUAAGUUGGUAGGCUGUCCUCUUAGGUUGGUUCUGAACCACACGGAGAGAUAGAGAGAGUGCCCCGGAGGAAUCGGCUGAACCAACCGGAGAGACAUGGAGGAGACGGGCGGUGCAAGUGCGUAUGGGGCUUCACUCGCAGGAGGAGGCUUCGACUUCUACAAGUUCAUCCGGCAACCGCAAACCAUCGUGCGCCUACUCAGCUGGGUCUUUGCUUUGGUCGUGUUUGCCUGCAUCACGACAGAAGGAUACAUCAACCCUAUCGACAGUGCCAAAGCGAAGUGCAUCUUCAACGACAAUGACACAGCAUGUCAUUAUGCUGUUGGUAUCGGUGUGAUUGCCUUCCUGGCAUGUGUGGGUUUCCUGGUGUUGGAUGUUUACCUGCCUUUUAUGAGCAACGCCCAAGAAAGAAAAUAUGCUGUUAUUGCAGACCUGGGAUUCUCAGGGGUGUGGACCUUCCUCUGGUUUGUGUGUUUCUGCCUGUUGGCCAGUCAGUGGAGUCAAACUCGUGACAUUACGGGUGUUCUCAUGGACGCUGCACGUGCCACUGUGGCCUUCUCGUUCUUCUCUAUCGCCACCUGGGGAAUCUUGGCAUAUUUUGCUCUGGGUCGUUUCCGCCGUGGUGUUAAUGAAGUUGCCAUCCCAACCUACACAGAGCCACCACCAGAUCUCCACACACCCUACCCUCCAACCUACGCCCCCACCUCCUACAACCCCACCACCUACACCCCUACCACUUACACAGCCUAUCCCAGCAAUGUGCCCGACAUGCACCAGCAGCCUCCCUUCACCUCAAACCUCCAGCCACAAGGAGACACCGGCUACAUGCCGCCCAGCUACUGAGCCAAAGGGAGGUCACAGACAAAAAAAAGGGGAGGGGGGGAUUUCCAGGUCACCUGUAGGUAAACUGAUUGUAGUUGCACUGCACAGAUCCAGAGCUAUAUCAUAUUGAUGUGUGUUUUUUUUUUUCCAACCUGAGCAGUGCAACUACAAAGUUUAUUGAUGAGGGUCACUGCGGUUUACAUCAAACGGUCUGCGGUCAGAUCUUAAGACAUCAGGCUGACUGUCAAGAUUAGCACUGAUGAUUGGGUAAUCUGAACAUAGACCUGUGUGCAAAGACGCAACUUUUACCUCAAACGGGCUAAUCGUGAAGGGGAGAGGUAGUCAAAGGUCACAUCAUGUGAUGUUAUGAAGAACAGCUCCAAUCAGAGAGAAAGAAGCAGGCACUUAACGUGCUCUUCUUUACUCUCUUGAAAAUGUGCAUUUGUACAUAGAUUUCUACUACUAUGCAAAGCUGCCAUUUUAAUGGUUGUAUGUGCCUGAUUUUCUUCUUUUCUUAUUUGGUUUAGUGGAUUUUUCCCCUUUGGCGCAUUUCUCUUGAGGACCUAUACACAGUUCAAAUAAAUAUUGUUUGAGUACAGUGGGAAAAGUAAGCCAAAUGUCCCUCAGUGAUUAUUUUAUUGAUUCAUUUUUGUUGUAAAACAUGAGCUAGAGAUAGUGUAGUUAAGUUUGUUAGCCAUAUAACCAUAAAAUCGCCCCUUAAAGAAGGUUUUGCAAUCUUUGUGCUGCAGUAAAAUGCUCCUUUUAACCCCGAUCUCAACUAUCUAUGACCACUAAUCAAAAUAUGCUGUCGAUGGUGACAUGAGAAAUCAUAGAAACCACCAAUUUCUCUAACUCUGACAAAGAUAACAAAUUUUAAAAUAAGUUACAUGUGCCAAUCUGUACAGGUGCGUUGCCCUUUAAACCUGAAGUUAACAUUCAGACAGCUGGGAGGGAGGAGCAUGUAGAUAACUGCACUUAUUGAACAGGUUUAUCCACAGAGCAUGCCCUCACACUGAACAAUAACUUAUUAAUCGCCAGUAGCAAAACUUCCUCUUUAGCCUGUAAAGAGAGCGGCCUCACACUUCUUCCUAAGGGUGACAUUUUCUAAACACUGAUGUUUAUCUGAUGUUAACAGGUUCCUUAAUCUAACUAUUAAAUGCAGAUUAACACCUCAGCCUGCUCUGGUGUCCGCAGAAAGUCUGCUGGUUUACUGUGUUGUUUUGUUCCGUCAGUAAUGCGUUUGUCAGUUUAACACCUCAGCUGCCUUGUUGCAGGGGUGUGAACAGAUUGAGAUCUGUUAAUGACCGAACAGAAAUUAAACGGUUAUAUUUAUUACACAUGACACUGUUAUGGUACCACUUUGAAGACACUUGUACAAGUUGAAAGACAUUGUUUGUCCUUUUAAAAGGAAACAUGCAUAACUUACUGAAGCCAAAUAUAUAAAAACACACUGCUGUUGAUUUGUCAUUUGUGCCUUAAGAAAUGAAACUCGAGGCUUUUUUGGGGAAGUAAAGUGUGCCAUGAAUAAAUACUUAAGUUAUUUUUAGGUUAAACAGCUGUGUAUCACAGCUGUCCUCUCUGCAGCGCCUUAAUGAUUUAACUUUCUUUUUUUUUUUUUUUUUGGCAAAAGUUGAUUUUCAUGCUCUGGAAAUACAUUUAAAAUCAGUGUGUGCCUCUGAUGGUGUGGACUGCAGUUUCUAAUUAACAUAAAUGAUUAAACUGAUUUCUAAA